This is a messenger RNA of Fusarium sp. VM40, 495 nucleotides long. Lineage: Eukaryota; Fungi; Ascomycota; Sordariomycetes; Hypocreales; Nectriaceae. The record is from the annotation of a GenBank genome assembly.
AUGGCCGCCCCCAACGAUGCUGAGCAUGAGAUGACCUUCGACUCGGCCGAUGCCGGUGCCUCGACCACCUACCCUAUGCAGUGCUCUGCUCUGCGUAAGAACGGUUUCGUCGUGAUCAAGAACCGACCUUGCAAGAUCGUCGACAUGUCGACCUCCAAGACCGGAAAGCACGGUCACGCCAAGGUCCAUCUCGUCGCCACCGACAUCUUCACCAACAAGAAGUACGAGGAUCUCUCCCCCUCUACUCACAACAUGGACGUUCCCCACGUCUCUCGUCGCGAGUACCAGCUUCUCGACAUCUCCGACGACGGUUUCCUCUCCCUUAUGACCGACGACGGUGACACCAAGGAUGAUGUUCCUCUGCCCGACAACGAGAUUGGCCAGAAGAUCACCAAGCUCUUCCGAGAGGAGGAGAAGGACACCAACGUUAUUGUCCUUACCUCCAUGGGCGAGGAGUGCGCCAUGGACGCCAAGGAGGCUCCCGGCCAGAACUAA